AUGUUUGGCAAGGAAAAAUCACAAAUAAUCAGUGUUUCAAAAAAAAAAAAAAAUCGAAACAUGUCGUCAACUAAAAUAUUCCAGGUACGAGGGCAGCCACUUCCUAGGUUUCCGGUAAGAAACCACCGUAUGAUAAACACUGUUGUUUGUGGAUUUCCCAUAAUAAGUCACCACCGUGUAAGCAACGUACUCAGCCGUACGAGUGGUCCGUUUUUGGGUUAUGUCCCAGCAAGAACCGACGAGAACCCGUUUCUUCGUGGCGACAGUAACGGUAGAUUCGGAAAGUUCGGUGGAAAGUUUGUACCGGAGACAUUGAUGUCUUGCCUGAGAGAUCUUGAAGACGAGUUCAAUUUUGUUUUGAGCGAUCAUGAAUUUCAGGUGGAGUUUACCGCAGCGUUAAGAGACUACGUAGGAAGAGAAACGCCUCUCUACUUCGCCGAACGUUUAACACAACACUACAAGAACAUAGCUCGAACCACCGGAGAUGGACCCGAGAUCUACCUGAAAAGGGAAGAUCUAUGCCAUGGUGGGUCCCACAAAAUCAACAAUGCUCUCGCUCAAGCUAUGAUUGCCAGGCGGCUUGGUUGCAGCCGUGUGGUGGCGGCCACAGGAUCCGGACAACAUGGGGUCGCCACCGCGGCUGCUUGUGCAAAGCUCUCCCUGGAAUGUACUGUUUUCAUGGGAACCACAGAUAUAGAGAAACAAUCCUCUAAUGUUCUUUCCAUGAAACUGCUUGGUGCUCAGGUGAAAUCAGUACAAGGAACAUUUCAAGAUGCGAGUUCAGAGGCGAUUCGAAAUUGGGUUGGAAAACUAGAAACCACAUACUACUUACCGGGGACGGUCGUAGGACCUCACCCGAGUCCGGUAAUGGUACGAGAGUUUCAGUCCGUGAUAGGGAAAGAGACGAGAAGGCAAGCGAAACAGCUAUGGGGUGGUAAGCCUGAUGUGUUGGUGGCUUGUGUGGGGAGUGGCUCAAAUGCAUUGGGUUUGUUCCAUGAGUUUGUUAGGGAUGAGGAUGUGCGGCUAGUAGGGGUCGAGGCCGCGGGGCUGGGUCUGGAUUCAGGGAAACAUUCAGCUACUUUGGCCGUUGGAGAUGUUGGUGUAUACCAUGGCUCCAUGAGCUAUUUACUGCAAGAUGAUCAAGGACAGAUACUUAGACCACACUCCAUAGGAGUAGGGUUAGAGUAUCCCGGAGUUGGCCCGGAGAUUAGCUUUCUGAAAGAAAGUGGAAGAGCCGAAUUCUGCACAGCAACAGACCAAGAAGCGAUUCAAGCGUGCAUGCUAUUGAGCAGAUUAGAGGGAAUAAUCCCAGCAUUGGAAACGUCUCACGCGCUCGCGAUCCUUGAAAAACUUGUUCCUACUCUGCGUGAUGGUGCCAAAGUGGUCGUGAAUUGCAGUGGCCGUGGCGACAAAGAUAUAAACACUCUUAUCCAACGAGGCAUGCCCUCUUCUCUUUGUUGACUUACCAAGAUGCCACAAAACGCUCGACUCUUGUGUGAAAUCGUGUAGAUUCAGUUUGCAACCAUCAUUAUGGAUGAAAUAAUAAUAUAUCAAUCGUUAUGUUUUUUUU
Brassica napus (rape) is the source of this 1570-nucleotide messenger RNA. Its product is annotated as tryptophan synthase beta chain 1-like. The transcript has 5 exons. Bases 1 to 1461 code for a protein of 486 amino acids. Gene Ontology annotation, molecular function: tryptophan synthase activity. Lineage: Eukaryota; Viridiplantae; Streptophyta; Magnoliopsida; Brassicales; Brassicaceae. The record is from RefSeq and is a predicted model, not a curated record. Gene Ontology annotation, biological process: L-tryptophan biosynthetic process. Gene Ontology annotation, cellular component: cytoplasm.